This is a messenger RNA of Beta vulgaris subsp. vulgaris (sugar beet), 1404 nucleotides long. RefSeq lists its product as uncharacterized. Gene Ontology annotation, molecular function: DNA helicase activity. NCBI's taxonomy places the organism in Eukaryota, Viridiplantae, Streptophyta, Magnoliopsida, Caryophyllales, Amaranthaceae. The record is from RefSeq and is a predicted model, not a curated record. The coding region runs from base 1 to 1404 and encodes 467 amino acids. The transcript is spliced from 3 exons. Gene Ontology annotation, biological process: telomere maintenance; DNA repair.
AUGCAUGAAGAGGCAUCUGGUGUUGAAAUGUCCACUGUGUUGCGGCAUUUGUUCACGACAAUCUUAAUCUUUUGUAAGCCUAGCAACCCUCUAGCCUUGUGGCAUCAGUUCUACAGAAACCUUUCUGAAGACUUUGUGCGUAGGUUCUCCCAAGAGAAGGAAAAGAUUGCACUACUUACUAUAAAAGCAAUUGAACGGCUCCUUGAGGAUAUGGGGAAAACUUUGGAAGAUUUUGACCUCGAUGAUGAGUACAAAGAAGUACGAGUACAUUUGAACUGCAAGCAACAAGAGGCAUUUGAUUCUAUUAUGGAUUACAUUCGAACAAGCAAAGCUGCCGCCUUUUUUGUAGACGGGCCAGGAGGGACGGGGAAGACAUACCUGUAUCAAGCACUCUAUGUAGAAGUCCGCUUGAUGAACAAAAUUGUUCUCCCUGUAGUAACGUCGGGUAUUGCUGCAGCAAACAUAGUCACUGGUCGAACUGCUCAUUCUCGGUUUAAAAUACCUCUUAAUCACAUUGUUUCGAAGGCAUGCAACGUGUCUAAGCAAAGCGGACUUGCAGCGCUUUUAAAAGAAACUUGCUUGAUAAUUUGGGAUGAGUCUUCAAUGACUCAGAAGGAGAACACAGAAUCGUUAGAUUUACUAUUGCGAGACUUAUGUGACCCCAAUGUUCCAUUUGAAGGUAAAGUUGUCGUCUUUGGCGGUGAUUUCCGUCAAGUUUUGCCAGUUGUGCCGCAAAAAAUUCAGGAUGAGGUUGUUGAAGCUAGCCUUGUGUCAUCUACCCUAUGGCCCACAUUUAUCUGUUUCAGCCUAACUGAAAAUAUGCGUGCCCGAGAAGACCAACAAUUUUCUGAAUUUUUACUUGACCUUGGGAAUGGGUGCCUCCAAACUGCUGAAGUUGCAUUUGUUCAAAUACCGCCACAGAUUGUUCUCCCGUUUGAUGCGAACCCCAAUUGUUUGAGUGAGGUUAUGAGAAGUGUCUUCCCAGAGAUCAAUGUAGGGGCUUAUCCUGACAACUUUUUCAUAGAUCAGCCAAUUUUAACGCCUAUGAAUGAAGAUGUUGGUGGGCUAAACAACGAUUUUAUUACAAAAUUUCCUGGAGAGGUAAAUGUCUACAAGAGUUUUGAUAUGAUUCUUGAUGAUGCAUGUAACAUGUACCCAUCAGAAUUCCUUAACACCCUAUGUCCAAGCGGCAUGAUCCCACAUGAAUUAGUCUUGAAAGAAAACAGCCUAGUUAUUCUGCUGCGUAACCUUACUCCCCUGAUGGCCUGUGCAAUGGGUAACACAAUGUGUGGAGCGCUGUUUGAGAAUCAGAUUGAGGAAUAUGAAUAUGUCUUCAAGAGCACCCACGAGUACGAGAUUGCAAAUGCACCUCUAAAAGCAGUGUUGUGUCGCUACGCUACUUGA